Messenger RNA from Brenthis ino (lesser marbled fritillary), 1887 nucleotides. Lineage: Eukaryota; Metazoa; Arthropoda; Insecta; Lepidoptera; Nymphalidae. The record is from the annotation of a GenBank genome assembly.
AUGGUCCGCUGUUUAUUACCGCUGCUGUUAUUAUGUUUCUUAACAGUCAGCAAUGCAAUUUUGCAAGGAACGGUUGAAGUGCAACGACUUCAGGGCAUCCUGGAAGAAGGUCUCAAGAGUAAAGAUGUCAUUUCACUUUAUUAUUCUUUAAAAGGAUUAAAUCAACUUAAAUAUAAAUACCAAGUAGCAAAAAUUUGUGAGGUGAUAAAAGAUAUUAAAUAUGAUAACCAAAACAUAGAGCAAGUUUUUUAUCUCACAAAUGCAGCUGCUCUAUCAGGCUGUCAAAACUCACUUUCACCAGAUGUACUCCGUGCUCCUGUAUUAACUUUGGAUAGAACUAAUGCAACAAUACAAGAAAUAUAUUAUGCUGUAUAUUCACUAAAAGCUGUAGGAAAGGGUACUGUUGAUGGAGAAUCUUCUCUUAAAAAUCUUAUUCAGCUAUUGAAGAAAGAUGACUCCCCUGCUAAUUAUGGCUAUGUCUUCACCCUGUGUGAACAUAUGGGUUGCGCUGCUUGGACAGCAGCUCAUGCUGAAAGUGCACUUCUAGCUGCUGAUGAAACUGAUGGAAAAGCCUUGCACUUUGAUGGUGGAUUACCAGUUACCUCACUUGUACUUACCAGUAUUUUAAGGUCAUACAAGACUCUCGGCAAGCCGUCACCGCUGACUCUGGAGCAGCGCUACAAGUUCGGCGCCUACCUGCUCUCGCGCCGCUCUGUGACGUCACCGCGUGGCGCUGCGCUGCUUCUGGACGCCGCCACAAUGCUGGCAGAUGACCAGCCCACACCAAUCAGCAUUGUAUUCAAAGACAAGAAGUACAUAACCGCCGAAUCAGAUUCGAUUGAGUUUUCUGUCACUGAUCUCAUCGGUCGUCCCAUUUCCAACCUGAAACCUGAUGAAGUAAUCGCGCAAUCGGGAACAAGAUUGGCUGAUGAUGUAGUAGUUCUCUCAAAACAGCCUCUUGUACAGAAAUCCAAUGAGCCCACAACAUUUGUAUUAAAUCUCAGCAAGAUAAAAUCACAGCAUGGACUUUACAAGAUUUCACUAAGUGCUGGAACCAGAUCGGCUAACUUCAACAUAGCUGUGUUGGGUGAGAUCCAAGUGUCGAGCGUUGAAGUCGGUAUUGGCGAUGUGGACGGCACAACCAGCCCAAAGAUCACGACUGUGGCGUACCCUAACAAGUUGACUGAGAAACUGCAAGCUGAUCAUUUACAAAAGGUGACUCUGAAGUUCAGCGUGCGCGACAAGUACAACAAGCCGGUGACGGUGCAGCAGGCCUUCGUGCGCGUGGCGCCGCGGCACGACGCCGAUGCGGAGGCCAUAUACGUCGCAGAGCCCGACUCCUCCAAGACUUAUAAAGUGGAACUGAACGUGGGCGCGAUGGCAGCGCACGUGGGCGGCGCGGGCGGCGCGCACGCGCUCAGCCUGCUGCUGGGCGACAGCGCCGUGGCCGCGCCGCUGCUGUGGCCGCUCGGCGACCUCGUGCUUAACUUUGCAGCUAUAGGCUCCUCGGCGACGGCGAGGGCGGGCGCGGCGGCGCGGGGGGCGACGGGCGCGCUGCCCGAGAUCGCGCACACGUUCCGCAGCGCGGAGGCGGUGCCGGCGCGCGCGCUGUCCGACGUGUGCGCGCUGUGCUGCGCCGCGCCGCUGCUGCUGCUGCUGCUGCUGUGGGCGCGCCUCGGCCUCAACCUGCGCAACUUCCCCGCCGCGCCGCUGACCGCGCUCAACGCGCUGCUGUUCCAUUUGGCGCUCGGAGGUUCGCUGGGUCUGUACGGGCUGUUCUGGCUGCAGCUGACGAUGUUCGAGACGCUGCGGUACCUGCUGCCGCUCGCCGCGCUCACCUUCCUCGCCGGCCACCGCCUGCUGCGCCACCUCGGCAAGGCGCGCCGC